ACAGAACAUAACACGAGCGCGCUGAAAACAGUGGUUGUGGUAGUGCAUGGUCAAACGAGCCGCAUCUUCUAGAAGUUUCGAAGCGUAAUUUGUGAAGUUUCUACACAGAUUUCUUUCAUUUUAUAGUUUUGUGGGUGGUGCUCUAUCUUAUUAAUUUUCGUCAAAAUGCCAUCCAACGAUCCAGAGAAAUUUGAUUCCAUGCUGCUGGCAAUGGCCCAACAGCAUGAGAGUGGUGUCCCAGAGAUGUUAGACACAAUUUUUAGCUUUCUGGCUCGUAAAACGGAUUUCUUUAUCGGUGGGGAGAAGGGAGCUGCUGAGAAGAUGAUACUCGGUAAGUUCCGUGCUCAUGAAACAGAAGCCUUAGCUGCUGAGAGUAAGAAGAGGAAAGAAAGAGAAGAGAGCGAGGCCAAGCGGAAGAGCCGCUUAGAACAACGAAGGAAAGAAGAGGAAGAAAACGAAAAGAAAAGACAGGAGUUCUUUAGUAAAAGUUCUAAUUCUACUAGUAGUCCUUCCGCUGUCCCUAAAGUUAUGGAACUUACUGAUGAGGAAGCGGAGAAAUUACAGAAAGAACUUGAUAAAAAGAAUGAAGCCCCUACAUCUAGUACUAGUAAAACUCCUGCGGAAGGUGGAGAUGGUGAUAAAACGAAAGAUGAUGAUGAAGAGGAAGAAGAUCCAAAAGAGAAAGGAAAGCUGAAGCCCAAUGCUGGUAAUGGCUGUGACAUGUCGAACUACAGAUGGACUCAGACUCUAAGUGAAUUGGAGCUGCGCGUGCCCGUGUCGGCGCCGUUCGCCAUCCGAUCGCGGGACGUGGUCGUCAACAUCCAGAAGAAGCACCUCACGAUCGGCCUCAAGGGCCAGCCGCCCAUCAUCGACGGCGACCUGCCGCACGAGGUGAAGCUCGAGGAGAGCACCUGGCUGCUGGAGGACAACGCCACCGUCAUCGUCAACAUAGAGAAGGUCAACAAGAUGGAGUGGUGGAACAAACUGGUGACCUCGGACCCCGAGAUCUCGACGAAAAAGAUCAACCCCGAGCCCAGCAAGCUGUCGGACCUGGACGGCGACACGCGCGGGCUCGUGGAGAAGAUGAUGUACGACCAGCGGCAGCGCGAGCUCGGCCUGCCCACCAGCGACGAAGCCAAGAAGCAGGAGACCAUCAGGAAGUUCAUGGAGCAGCACCCCGAAAUGGACUUCUCCAAAUGCAAGUUCAACUGAGCCGACCGUUGGCGCUAUUUCGUCGCUACAUUCCCGUCGUGCCGCCGACCACCGGACUGACGCUCGCGUCAAAUUUCUUUUUAGUCAUGCUAAUUUUGUGAUAUUCGUUUUUUGCUCGUGUGGCAGUCCGCCUCUGACUCCAAUUGAUACCGCGUUGCGCGCGAGUAUGUUUUUGUAUAAGCCUCGCGCACUGACUGCUCUCGCCCUCACCAUUUGCAUUUGAGCGACUUACUUACCCUAAGGUUGUGCAGUGCCUUUUUUUAUUCGGAACGAAAACAAUCAUUGUGCGUUUAGUGUCGUAAGUUACUUCUCGGUUAAGUCUUUAGAAAGUGAUCAACUUUACAGGGAUUUAAACACGCACAUUUUUUUGUGUAUUAGUGCGUUACUCAAGCAAGAGCUAGUUAAGUCUUAAGACCUGUUCCCACUUUGUCCUUGUUAUCAGCUCGUCUUGAUUCUUACACUAGCUCAAACUACCCUUAUAUAUGUAUCUGUCUGUGCAAACUUCAAGUUCAAAUAACAAUAAUAAUAAAUUACAAGUUUUUUUCUUA
This is a messenger RNA of Frankliniella occidentalis (western flower thrips), 1760 nucleotides long. RefSeq names its product nuclear migration protein nudC (gene nudC). Lineage: Eukaryota; Metazoa; Arthropoda; Insecta; Thysanoptera; Thripidae. Bases 166 to 1212 code for a protein of 348 amino acids. Gene Ontology annotation, cellular component: cytoplasm. Gene Ontology annotation, biological process: protein folding. The record is from RefSeq and is a predicted model, not a curated record. The transcript is spliced from 7 exons.